UAAAAAGUGAAACUAAAGACGUUUCCUCGCUUGCUUGUUAUAGAAGCUGGUAGUUUUAUUCGGACAGAUCCUCUUUGGAGUGGGAAGGCCGACAUCCAUUACGUGAAUUCUGCAACAACUUUUGGUAAAAGCUGGUGGGUUUUAUAAGAAAUGGCAGAACCCUUCUCAACACCACCAAAAUGCAGACAUAAAAGAGGCAGUAUUGAUUUGCCGCCAUUUAUGGAUCUCUGCAGCAUUCCUCUUCAGACUGAGGAACACAAGUGUCCAGUAUGUCUGGAUGUGUUCAUAGAUCCAGUUUCCACUCCAUGUGGACACAACUUCUGCAAGAGCUGUCUGAAACAAUGCUGGGACAACAGUCAGGAUUGCAAAUGCCCUUAUUGUAAAGAAACAUUCAGCAAAAUACCUGAAUUAAAGAGCAACACAGUUCUUAGAGAAAUUGUGCAACUCCUUGAGAAAAACACAACAGCCCAGUUAUGCGUCAGCGGUCCAUUAUCUGAGGAGCUCCACUGUUCCAUCUGUUUGGAUCUAUUCAGUGAUCCGGUCACCACUCCAUGUGGACACAACUUCUGUAAGACCUGCCUGGAAAUGUUCUGGGACAUCAGUCAGAAAUGCACCUGCCCAUUUUGUAAAGAAACAUUCAACACAUGUCCUGAUCUAAGGUGCAACACAGCUCUUAGAGAGAUUGUGCAACUCUUUGAGAAAAACACAGGCUACAAAAGGGAACCCGUGACGACAGAAUAUUCACAACCAUUAGAAACGGAGGACCAAGAAGAGACUCUGUGCAAACCUUCAGUAACGGCUUCCUCAAGCAGUGUCCUGACAGAAAACCCUCAGUGUUUAAUUUGUCUGGAGCUGUCCACUGAUCCCAUGAUGACCCCAUGUGGACAUAACUUCUGUAAGGCCUGCCUGAAGGAAUGCUGGGAAAGCAGUCAUGAUAACACAUGUCCAUGCUGCAAAGAAAAUUUCACCAAGAGAGUGGAUCUUAGACACUGUGAGCAUCUGUUGUCUCAGUCUGAAAUCCUGAUGUGGCAGAGCUCUUACCUGGAGCCUCAUGAGAAAGUCAUAAACAUAAAGCAAGUCAUGAUGCUUGACCUUGUGGAGGAUAUCAAUCCUAAAAUAAUCCAGAAAUAUAACAGAGCUCUGGAGAUGUUCUGUGGAGAUGAUCAGACAUCUGUGUGUCAGUCCUGCACUGAGGGAGACCACAAGACUCACAACACAGUUCUUGUAGAAGACAAGAGUAAAGAGAAGAAGACUCAGGAGAUGAAGACGCACAAGCUUGUGCAGCAGAUGAUCCAGGACACAAUGAAGAUAGAUCAAGAAAUCAAACACUCAGAAAUAAAAAUGAGCAAAAAAAAUGAAGAGAAAGAGAAAGCAGGCAACAUUGAGCUCUGUGCUGAUCUGAAUUACUCCAUUGAGAAAUGUCAGAUGACACUUUUUGAGCACUGGGCGAAGACCAGGAUGUAAUUUGUCAUUUCUGCUUUCAUCCUCUUGUAUCUACAGGAUGUUGCCUUUGCCUGUUAAUAUAUUUAGAAAAAUUCAAAUGAUAUAACAUAAUUUAAU
Molecule: messenger RNA, 1560 nt
Organism: Sinocyclocheilus rhinocerous
Lineage: Eukaryota; Metazoa; Chordata; Actinopteri; Cypriniformes; Cyprinidae
Product: E3 ubiquitin/ISG15 ligase TRIM25
Exons: 9
Coding region: 151-1464 (437 amino acids)
Biological process (GO): protein ubiquitination
Molecular function (GO): zinc ion binding; ubiquitin-protein transferase activity
Source: RefSeq, a predicted model, not a curated record